Messenger RNA from Cygnus olor (mute swan), 3318 nucleotides. RefSeq names its product collagen alpha-1(II) chain-like. The coding region runs from base 1 to 3318 and encodes 1105 amino acids. The record is from RefSeq and is a predicted model, not a curated record. Lineage: Eukaryota; Metazoa; Chordata; Aves; Anseriformes; Anatidae. The transcript is spliced from 4 exons.
AUGGCCCGAGGAGGGCGCAAAGAAGGCCCGAGGAGGGCGCAAAGAAGGGUGCGGAGAAGACCCAAGAAGGGCCCGAAAAAGGCCCGAGGGGGGCGCAAAGAAGGCCCGAAGGGGGGCGCAAAGACGGCCCGAGGGGAACCCGAGGAGGGCUCAAAGAAGGCCCAAGGAGGACUCAAAGAAGGGCCCAAAGAAGGACCCAGAGGAGGGUGCAAAGAAGGGCCCAAAGAAGGACCCAGAGGAGGGUGCAAAGAAGGGCCCAAAGAAGGACCCAGAGGAGGACCCAAAGAACGCCCGAGGAAGCCUAAGGGCCAAAAGAAGGCCCGAGGGGGGCGCAAAGACGGCCCGAGGGGGGCGCAAAGACGGGCCCAAAGAAGGACCCAGAGGAGGGCGCAAAGAAGGCCCGAGGAGGGCACGCAGAAGGCCCGAGGAGGGCGCGAAGAAGAGCCCGAAGGAGGACCCGAAGAAGGCCCAAGGGGGGCCCGAGGAGGGAGGGCACAAAGAAAGCCCAGAGGAGGGCCCGAGGGGGGCGCAGAGAAGGCCCGAGGGAAGCCCGAGGAGAGCGCAAAGAAGGCCCGAGGAGGGCCCGAAAAAGGGCCCAAAGGAGGGUGCAAAAAAGGGCCAGAGGAGGGCCCGAAGAAGCCCCGAGGAGGGCCCCGAGGAAGGCCCGAGGAGGGCCCAAACAAGACCCAAGGAGAGCUCGAGGGGGGCGCGCGAAGAAGGCCCGAGGGGGGCCCAAGGAGGGCGCGCGAAGAAGGCCCGAGGAGGGCCCAAGGAGGGUGCAGAGAAGGCCCAAGGGGGGCCCAAAGAAGGCCCGAGGGGGGCGAAAAGAAGAGCCCAGAGGAGGGCCCGAAGAAGGCCCGAGGAGGGGCGCAAAGAUGGCCCGAGGAGGGCGCAAAGAAGGGCCCAGAGGGCAGCCCAAAGAAGGGCCCAGAGAAGGGCCCGAAGAAGACCCGAGGAGGGCACAAAGAAGGCCUGAGGAGGGCGCAAAGAAGGCCCGAGGAGGGUGCAAAGAAGGGUGCGGAGAAGACCCAAGAAGGGCCCGAAAAAGGCCCGAGGGGGGCGCAAAGAAGGCCCGAAGGGGGGCGCAAAGACGGCCCGAGGGGAACCGGAGGAGGGCUCAAAGAAGGCCCAAGGAGGGCUCAAAGAAGGCCCAAGGAGGGCUCAAAGAAGGGCCCAAAGAAGAACCCAGAGGAGGGUGCAAAGAAGGGCCCACAGAAGGACCCAGAGGAGGACCCAAAGAACGCCCGAGGAAGCCUAAGGGCUGAAAGAAGGCCCGAGGGGGGCGCAAAGACAGCCCGAGGGGGGCGCAAAGACGGGCGCAAAGAAGGGCCCAGAGGAGGGCACAAAGAAGGCCCGAGGAGGGCACGCAGAAGGCCCAAGGGGGGCCCGAGGAGGGUGCAAAGAAGGCCCGAGGGGGGCGCAAAGACGGCCCGAGGAGGGCCCGAAGAAGGGUGCGGAGAAGACCCAAGAAGGGCCCGAAAAAGGCCUGAGGGGGACGCAAAGAAGGGCCCAGAUGAAGGCGCAAAGAAGGCCCGAAGAGGACCCGAGGAGGGCGCAAAGAAGGCCCGAGGAGGGCGCAAAGAAGGGUGCGGAGAAGACCCAAAAAGGGCCCGAAAAAGGCCCGAGGGAGGCGCAAAGAAGGACGCAAAGAACACCCAAGGAGGGCACAAAGAAAGCCCAGAGGAGGGCCCGAGGGGGGCGCAGAGAAGGCCCGAGGGAAGCCCGAGGAGAGCGCAAAGAAGGCCCAAGGAGGGCGCAAAGAAGGACCCGAAGAAGGCCUUAGGAGGACACGCGAAGAAGGCCCAAGGGGGCCCGAGGAGGGCGCAAAGAAGGCCCGAGGAGGGCCCGAAAAAGGGCCCAAAGGAGGGAGCAAAAAAGGGCCAGAGGAGGGCCCGAAGAAGCCCCGAGGAGGGCCCCGAGGAAGGCCCGAGGAGGGCCCAAACAAGGCCCAAGGAGAGCUCGAGGGGGGCGCGCGAAGAAGGCCCGAGUGGGGCCCAAGGAGGGCGCGAAGAAGGCCCAAGGGGGGCCCAAAGAAGGCCCGAGGGGGACGCAAAGAAGAGCCCAGAGGAGGGCCCGAAGAAGGCCCGAGGAGGGGCGCAAAGAUGGCCCGAGGAGGGCGCAAAGAAGGGCCCAGAGGGCAGCCCAAAGAAGGGCCCAGAGAAGGGCCCGAAGAAGACCCGAGGAGGGCACAAAGAAGGCCUGAGGAGGGCGCAAAGAAGGCCCGAGGACGGUGCAAAGAAGGGUGCGGAGAAGACCCAAGAAGGGCCCGAAAAAGGCCCGAGGGGGGCGCAAAGAAGGCCUGAAGGGGGGCGCAAAGACGGCCCGAGGGGAACCCGAGGAGGGCUCAAAGAAGGCCCAAGGAGGGCUCAAAGAAGGCCCAAGGAGGGCUCAAAGAAGGCCCAAGGAGGGCUCAAAGAAGGGCCCAAAGAAGAACCCAGAGGAGGGUGCAAAGAAGGGCCCAAAGAAGGACCCAGAGGAGGAGGGCCCGAGGAGGGCGCAAAGAAGGUCCGAGGAGGGCGCAAAGAAGGGUGCGGAGAAGACCCAAAAAGGGCCCGAAGAAGGCCCGAGGGGGGCGCAAAGAAGGCCCGAGCAGGGCACAAAGAAGGGUGCGGAGAAGCCCCGAGGAGGGCCCCGAGGAAGGCCCGAGGAGGGCCCAAACAAGGCCCAAGGAGAGCUCGAGGGCUGCGCGCGAAGAAGGCCCGAGGGGGGCCCAAGGAGGGCGCGAAGAAGGCCCAAGGGGUGCCCAAAGAAGGCCCGAGGAGGGGCGCAAAGACGGCCCGAGGAGGGCCUGAGGAGGGCGCAAAGAAGGGCCCAGAGGGCAGCACAAAGAAGGGCCCAGAGAAGGGCCCGAAGAAGACCCGAGGAGGGCGCAAAGAAGGCCCGAGGACGGCGCAAAGAAGGGUGCGGAGAAGACCCAAGAAGGGCCCGAAAAAGGCCCGAGGGGGGCGCAAAGAAGGCCUGAAGGGGGGCGCAAAGACGGCCCGAGGGGAACCCGAGGAGGGCUCAAAGAAGGCCCAAGGAGGGCUCAAAGAAGGGCCCAAAGAAGGACCCAGAGGAGGACCCGAAGAACGCCCGAGGAAGCCUAAGGACCGAAAGAAGGCCCGAGGGGGGCGCAAAGACGGCCCGAGGGGGGCGCAAAGACGGGCGCAAAGAAGGGCCCAGAGGAGGGCACAAAGAAGGCCCGAGGACGGCACGCAGAAGGCCCAAGGGGGGCCCGAGGAGGGUGCAAAGAAGGCCCGAGGGGGGCGCAAAGACGGCCCGAGGAGGGCCCGAAGAAGGGUGCGGAGAAGACCCAAGAAGGGCCCGAAAAAGGCCUGA